AGCGUCGCCCCACCACAUCCAGUCGUACUGCGAAUGCCACGCCGGGAGCUUCGUAUUUGCGGUAAUUCGGGUCUUUUCGUUCUACCAGUAAAUCGAACCUCAUUGUCACGACAGCGGAUGUUCCUUCGGCGAAGCCCGCGUAACGAGUCACCGUAGAACCGUGGUGAAACAUUGACGGUUAACGCGGUUCCAGCUCGUUUCGGCAAUAGUUGUCGCACAGCUGUCGCUCGUUUUUCCCCGUAGACCGUCCACCGUUACCGUGCGACACGAAGGGAAAAGCUUCGUAAACCGAGCAUUGUGUUUGAGGGAUUUCACCGUUUUCCGCUCAUUCGCUGAUCACGAAUCGAAAAGGAGAGUGUGGGAAAGUGCGCGAACUGGAGAAAUCGCGAUGCGACAGACCAGGGAGAUGCUCGUUUUGGAGUGGAAACGGCAACAGGAAGGGCAAGACGUUCGAGGAGCAAGAUAGACGAAAAUAGAAGGUAUCCGAAGGAAAGAACGGCCUGCCGUCGGCCGCCUGUUUGUUGUGCCCGUACAAAUCGCGUUGAGAUUUCCUCGAGAACGAGCUGGCAAAGGGACGACGGUGACAUUGUCGGGUGAUUUCUUGAAAGGAGCGCGCGGUUUUUACUUCGUGUACCCGUUCAACGGUUGACGACGUUCGUUGUUUACCAACGAUAGUGUUGUUAGGACGAGGAUCCGUCGGGUAGCCGAGGAGGGAGGGAUAGAACGGUCGGUGAAGGUACAGGAGCACAGGACACAGAGGAGAGCGCGUGUUCGCGAGUUUAAAAAGGAAGGUGGAACGAGUCGUAGAAAAGCGAGGUAAGGAGUAACGGGAAGUGGGCGAGCGAGAUGCAUUCCAGAUGGACGAUGACGCCGCGCGGUCAGUAAGAUUGGCGUGGUUCCUCUGUCGUAUCGCGCUUACCCGUCACUGUCGUGUCAGGACGUAUCGACGAUCGGGUGGGUUAUGACGCGCGCUUAACGCGAUCCGUGCACGAAUAGAAGCGAGCGUGUGUCGAAGGUGCACACAACAUGGAGUCCGACACGGCGACCGACUGGCCGUCGACGAGGAAGGGCUCCUUCGUGACGUCGAUGCUGAGGAAAUUUCAUAAGGAUUCCUCUCGAACGGAGGGUGCAACGCUCAAUUGGGCAAUGUGCGCCCUCUGUGUUAUCAGCCUGGCCGUGUCCGGUUUACUGAUGUACAGGGAACUAAGAUUGGAGUCGAGAAUCGCCAGCCUGGAGACCCGCUGUCAGCGUCAGGAAAUGCCAGACGUCCUUAUCCAGAGGCUGAAGAGGGAGGUUCAGCAGCAGAUCAAGGUGCAUCGGUACACACCGGAGUUGAACGCCUUUCGGAUCAAACGAGACGUUUCCGAGUGCAAAUGUCCACCAGGUCCUCCGGGCGCGGAAGGAAAAAGGGGGAGGAGAGGGAAGAAGGGCGACCCAGGGAGUCCAGGCCCUCAGGGCGUGGCCGGGACGCCGGGCAAGAAUGGUUUUCCGGGACCCAUCGGGAUGGACGGACCAAAGGGUGAGCAGGGCCGAGAGGGCGAGAAGGGGCAGAAAGGCGAACUGGGAAGUCCAGGGUUUGACGUCUUUUCUGCAGUAAAGGUCAAUGCACAGGGAUUAGGGUUAAAGAGGUCGGUGACGACGCUCCGCGGCGGGACGCUCGGCUAUGCGGAAAUCGUCGCUCUGAAGGGAGAGCCAGGAGAACCUGGGCCGCCGGGGCCACCGGGCCCCCCAGGACCCGAAGGGCUUCCUGGACACGAAGGCAGGCAAGGAGUUCCAGGCGACGCCGGCCCGUCAGGCGAAAAAGGACCACCAGGACCGAUCGGACCGAUUGGUCCGCCUGGAACGCCAGGGCUUCAGGGUGCCAAGGGUGACAGGGGCGAUAAAGGCGACCGUGGUUUAACGACGUCCAUAUCCGGCGAACCGUUUGCAACUGGAGUAUUCGAAGGACCUCCUGGUCCUCCAGGACCACCUGGGCCCAAGGGCGAGAACGGGGAGCUGGGUCUGACGGGACCACCCGGGCCGCCGGGAGAGAAGGGUGCCCGGGGAAAGCAAGGGAAGAGGGGUUUCAAGGGUGAAAGCGGUGUGGCAUUGAUGAGAGGCCCACCCGGUCUACCGGGUCCGAAGGGUGAACCCGGUGAACGGGGUUACCGAGGCGAUAAAGGCACCACGGGAGACACGGGCUCACCAGGACCGAAAGGAGAACAAGGACACCCCGGUACGCCUGGUCUCCAAGGAAAGGAUGGAGAAGUUGGUAUCCAAGGUCCCCCAGGAUUGCCAGGUAUAUCUGGGCCUAAAGGUGACAAAGGUGAAUACGGUGAUAUCGGACCGCCGGGACUUAUGGGCCCUCCAGGUCUACCUGGUCCUCCGGGCUACCCAGGUUCGAAAGGUGAAAAGGGAGAGAAAGGCGAAUCGAAAUACAAAAAGCUCAGACGAAGGCAGGGUGACGGCACGUUCGAGGUGAAUGCCGGCGAAAUGAUAAUGGGGCCACCGGGACCACCCGGUCCAGCUGGCACUCCUGGACUUCAGGGUCCACCUGGCAUCAAGGGCGAUCGAGGACACGAUGGCGCUAAAGGCGAUCCUGGAGAGAAGGGUGCCAAAGGAGAUCCGGGUCCAAUGGGACUGCCCGGCCCCAUGGGACUUAGAGGAGAAUCCGGAAAACCCGGGGAUUCCGGGAAACCUGGUGUCAUGGGACCACCAGGAUUAGACGGCAUGAAGGGCGCACAGGGAGAGCCAGGCAUAAAGGGAGAAAGGGGGGACCCUGGACUGCCCGGUACUGAUGGAAUUCCUGGCACGGAGGGACCGAACGGAGAGAAAGGUGCUACAGGCGAACCUGGACCGGCGGGGAAACGCGGCAAGAAGGGUGAUAAAGGAGACAAAGGAGAUCAGGGUGUUCCAGGACUGGACGCGCCGUGUCCAUUAGGCGCGGACGGACUUCCCCUGGCUGGAUGCGGCUGGAGACCACCUCAGGACAUCACUAGCACCUCAGUGCCAGCUGUUGAAGGCCCUGAGCCAGCUGAGACGGAUUACGACGAGCAAGAAGAGGAGGAAUAUGGAGACUACGCGGACCCAAACGGAAACCAAACCGAGCAAUAAAUGCUCGUUCUGCGCUGUUCUAAUCACCACCAACUACUACCACCACUACCACUACCACCACCAAAAACCACCACCGCCAUCGCCCUCAUCACUCGUCUCACCUUGCUCUCCCAAACUAACGUGGUCCUGGGAACAAGCAACAUUCUUCACGAAUGGCUGGAAGAGGAAAGAGAGGCGGCGGAGGAGGGGCAGUGAUUACAGUUUAAGGAGAUAGCGCAUAUUUUCAAGGACCUCCGUGUAUAUUCCAUUGUGAAAGUACCGACUCAUCCGAUUCGACGUGAAAAAAAUGAACCGAGUUAUUUAAGAAAGAAAAUAUAUAUGUAUAUUACGCAUAUAUAUAUAUUUUUUUGCAUAUAUAUAUAUACACAGAUAUGUAUGCUGAACUAAUCAUCUUGCCAUCAAGUGUUGUAAAUAAGUGUACUUACAGUGUUUAGCGUCCGCAAAUAGUGCGUGUACAUAAAUAUUUAGAGCUUAUUACCGCUCUGACGCGGUUAGAACAAUAUCGACAUAACUUUAUCGACGAUUUGUAAACGAUAAGUGUCUAUAACUUGUAAGUUACUUUAUUUCUAAGGAAAGUAAGAAAAAAAGCAACAAAAAAAAAAAAACGAAACGAUUUACCGAAUUACCGAAGCAUUCGCACAACAUAUUACGUGAUAACCGAUAACGAAUACGAAAGAUUAAGUAAUUUAUUGAUCGACCAACACCGUUGGAUAAACAAUCGCGUGAUGGUUUUUUUUUCAAAGUGCUACAUGUUACUGCGUGGGAAAAACUUAUUCCCCAUCGUGUCUGUGCGUUUGUUACAAAAGUGUGUUUCAUGGAAGCACACAAUGGGACAAUAUUACGAACGGGAGAGAUGGAUAAGUAAAUGAACAUUAGGUAACCGUGGAUUACCAACCAUCGUGAUACAUAUUGCUUCCUAGAAAUACCAAACGUCGUAAUACACAUUUUCUCAGCUAUCGAUGCAUUCGUAAAAAGAAAAAAAAAAGGUGAAUAAUUAAGUAAAAAAAGAAAAAAAGAUGAAUGGUUCAUAUGCGUCACCUCCAGAAUUGAUUUUACUGGCAUUAAUACGUUGAAUUAGGUGUUACCUGACGAAACGCACUUUCAGAAAUAUCAUUAGUUUUAACGUCUAUUUAGGUAAAUUUUAAUCAGCAUUAUUUUUCAUGCGUUAAUUUAUUUUUUAUUGAAAUGCAACACAAUUACGAUAUUAUGUAUUUAUACGUGGUCGUGUUAAUAAUUAAUUUUUAUUGCAUAUCGCUAUGUUCUUAAGAUUAUCAUUUUUUUUUUAAAUAACGUUACUUUCGAAUGGUUCGAAUUUUUACUUCCUUAAAUUUGGAUACAACUUUGAAUCAUCACUUUCAAAUUGAAAAUGCUCUUCCAUUGUGAAAAUGAUGGAAUGCAUUUCGUUUUUAGCGGAAAACAAUUGUCACUUAUUUUCCUAUGUAGUACGUAAUACGUAUUAUUCUGCGAAGAAUGCAUGUAUGCGUACCUGUGUAAUUUUGUUGCCUUUGGCAUAUCGUGUAAAGUGCACAUUUUUGCACGGUCGCAAAACACAAUUUUUAUACGAAUAUCAGUUAAUAACGCAUAUCUUUAUGUAAUUUUCAUUUAGAUUAAUAAUAACGCUAGUUGUAAAGCAAAGGAGUAACGUGUACACAUUGUCAAUAUUACCAGGUAUUGUAAAAUAAAAUAUAAAUGUAUAUCCGAAAUGUUCUGCCGUUUU
Molecule: messenger RNA, 4810 nt
Organism: Hylaeus anthracinus
Lineage: Eukaryota; Metazoa; Arthropoda; Insecta; Hymenoptera; Colletidae
Product: collagen alpha chain CG42342
Exons: 25
Coding region: 1027-3093 (688 amino acids)
Source: RefSeq, a predicted model, not a curated record